Molecule: messenger RNA, 2706 nt
Organism: Cygnus atratus (black swan)
Lineage: Eukaryota; Metazoa; Chordata; Aves; Anseriformes; Anatidae
Product: G protein-coupled receptor kinase 5-like
Biological process (GO): regulation of signal transduction; protein phosphorylation; signal transduction
Cellular component (GO): cytoplasm
Molecular function (GO): ATP binding; G protein-coupled receptor kinase activity
Source: RefSeq, a predicted model, not a curated record
CGGCCCGCCCCGUGCCGCCGGGGCCGGGGCUGGAGCUCGGGGGCUCCGCCGCCCCCCGCCGCGCCAUGGAGCUGGAGAACAUCGUGGCCAACACCGUGCUGCUGAAGGCCCGCGAAGGUGGUGGCGGCAAGCGGAAAGGCCGGAGCAAGAAGUGGAGGGAGAUCCUGCGGUUCCCGCACAUCAGCCAGUGCAACGAGCUGCGGCGAGGCCUGGAGCCGAACUACGGCAGCCUGUGCGAGAAGCAGCCCAUCGGGCGGCUGCUCUUCCGACAGUUCUGCGAGACGCGGCCGGAGCUCCUGCGCUGCAUUCGCUUCCUGGACGCUGCGGCGGACUACGAGCUGGCCCCGGAUGAGAAGCGCAAGGAGAUGGGCGAGGAGAUCAUCUUCAGGUUCCUGCGGCAGGAGUCCCCCGAUUACCUGCCCGAGAUCAGCCAGGCCCACGUCAGCCAGUGCCUGGAGGAGCUGCAGAAAAGCCCCUGCAAAGAGCUCUUCAGCAGCUGCCUGCACCCCCUGCGCCAGUACCUGAGCAGGGCGCCCUUCGCCGACUACCUGGACAGCAUGUACUUCGACCGCUUCCUGCAGUGGAAGUACCUGGAGAGGCAGUCGGUCACCAAGGACACGUUUCGGCAGUACAGGAUCCUGGGCAAAGGCGGCUUCGGAGAGGUGUGCGCCUGCCAGGUGCGCGCCACGGGGAAGAUGUACGCCUGCAAGAAGCUGGAGAAGAAACGGAUCAAGAAGCGGAAAGGGGAGGCGAUGGCCCUGAAUGAGAAGCAGAUCCUGGAGAAGGUCAACAGUCGCUUCGUGGUGAGCCUGGCGUACGCCUACGAGACCAAGGACGCGCUGUGCCUGGUGCUGACCAUCAUGAACGGCGGCGACCUCAAGUUCCACAUCUACAACAUGGGCAACCCCGGCUUCGAGGACGAGCGCGUGGUCUUCUACGCGGCCGAGAUCUGCUGCGGCCUCCAGCACCUGCACCAGGAGGGCAUCGUGUACAGGGACCUGAAGCCAGAGAACAUCUUACUGGAUGACGAUGGCCACAUCAGGAUCUCCGACCUGGGGCUGGCGAUCAAGAUCCCCGAGGGCGAGACGAUCCGGGGCCGCGUGGGCACCGUGGGCUACAUGGCCCCCGAGGUGAUCAACAACGAGCGCUACGCCUUCAGCCCCGACUGGUGGGGCCUGGGCUGCCUGGUGUACGAGAUGAUCGCGGGGCAGUCGCCCUUCCGUGCCCGCAAGGAGCGGGUGAAGCGGGAGGAGGUGGAGAAGCGGGUGCAGGAGCAGCAGGAGCACUACUCCGACAAGUUCAGUGAGGACGCCAGGGCCAUCUGCACGCUGCUCCUGGCCAAGGACCCCCAGCAGCGGCUGGGCUGCGGGGCGGACGGGGCCGCCGAGGUGAAGCGCCAUCCCUUCUUCAGGACCAUCAACUUCAAGCGCCUGGAGGCCGGCAUCACGAAGCCCUCGUUCGUGCCGGAUCCCCGGGCCGUGUAUUGCAAGGACGUGCUGGACAUCGAGCAGUUCUCCACCGUGAAAGGCGUCAACCUGGACCAAGCCGACAACGAUUUCUAUGCCAAGUUUGCCACCGGCAGCGUCUCCAUCCCCUGGCAGAACGAGAUGAUCGAGACCGAGUGCUUCAAGGACCUCAACGUCUUCGGACCCAAUGGGACCCGCUCCCCGGACCUUGGACUGGAGGCAGCUGCCCGAGCCCCCCAAGCGCAGCCUUCUGCAGCGCCUCUUCCGCCGCCACCCAGCCGACUACACCAUCGGUGCCAACGUGCCGUCCCCGCAGCCGGCAGCCACGAACUCGCACCUUCCCGCGGCCGGCGCCGCCUGCCAAGCCCAGAGCACGGCACCGGCACCGUCCUGACCCUGCUCCUCCGUCCCCGGGGAGCCGGGGCAGCCCCGAGCCCCCUCCUUGCCGUCUCAGGGCCAUCUUGGACUGCAGUGGGUGCUGCCAGGGCCGGGGUCUCGUGGAGGCGAGGUGGGACAAAGGCCAGCAGGGGCUGGUGUGCGCGGUGGCGGAGGGGCGCAGGGGGGAAGCAGAUCCUGUCCCAAUCCCGAUGUGACCCCACAGCUUCCCAGCCCCUCUCCCCAGCCCACCAGCUCCCCGUUUUGGGGGUCAGCACCUGCCGAGGGCACCCUGGGGGCUCCUCUCCCCCCACCCCAGGGCUGGGUUCGGGUGCUGUGACUGGCAGCACCCAUUUUUGCUGUGUUUGAGCCCGGGCAGUGCCGGCGUUAUCUUAUCGCCAGCUCCGAGCGUGACCUCUGCGGGCGCGGGGGGGCCGCGGGUUUAUCUGCGCUCUCCAAAUAGAAACAAAGCAGCCUUGGGGCGGGGGGGCUGGGAGCACCCCGGGGUCCUGCACGGGCUGGGGACGUGGGGAGGGACCUGCCCGGGGGGGGCACAGCCUCGUUCCCCCCCCUUGCUUGAGCCACUGACGGCCGCCAGAAUGUGAAAUGGGCUCAGAAAAGGGAAUUUUCCUGCGAGGGGCAGCAGCACGUGUAGGGGGGUGUGCUGGCAACGUGGGGCUGGGCCCCAUGGCGCUGGGGGGCCAGGACCCCGUGCAGAGCCGAGCCCCCCAGCAGAGACGUCCUUUAUUUUUGUAUGGUGCGCGCGGCGGGGCCCUCGAUCCCUUGCAGUGCUGUACGCCCCCUGGUUCCUGCGCGUUCGGUUUGGGUUUUGUACAUUUGUAAACAGUUGUAAAUAUUUGUACGG